AUGGCCCCUUCCCCUGACACGACGCUGGGUCUACUAGGCACGGGCAAAAUCGGCUCGGCCGUGUUCACCGGCUUCUGCAGUGCCCAUGGCUGGCAGCCGCAGCACGUGUACGUCUCGGCGCGCACGAAGGCCAAAGCAGAGGCGCUCAGGGCCGCGUUCCCGGACCGCGUGAGCAUCAGCGCAUCGAAUCAGGAGAUCGUGGACCAGAGCGACGUCGUUUUUAUUGGGUUGUUGCCCAAUAUAGCGCGUCAAGAGCUGCCCAAUUUAGCGUUCGCCGGCAAAAAAGUCGUGUCCAUGAUGGCUACAAUCCCCUACGACGAGCUGCUGCAGCUGGUGAAGCUGCCCACGGAGAGCGUCGUGCGGUCCGUCCCGCUGCCUGUUGCUGCCAAGCGGACUGGUCCGAUUCUGGCGUACCCGGACAACGCGUUUGCUCGUGACCUGUUUGCGCAGAUUGGCACCCCUGUGAUGGUGGCCGAAGAGGCGGAGAUCACAAAGCUUACGGGCAUUACAGCACUCAUUUCGUUCUUCUACGCCACGUGCGACACUACACAGCAGUGGUGUGUCAACAAUGGCGUGGGCGGUCAGGCGUCGCGUGACUUCAUCUCGUCCUUCUUCCACUCACUAGCAACGGCAGGAGCUGAGUCGUCCGAGAGCUUUGGCGAAAUGGCCCAUGAAGCUGCUACGCCUGGUGGCCUGAACGAGCAAGUGCACUGUGCGCUGCAGGACAACGGCGGCUACGGACUCGUGGCGGACCAGCUGGACGCAAUCUAUAAGCGUCUGUCGGGAACUGACCCGGCCCCACGGGCGACACACAGCUAA
Hyaloperonospora brassicae is the source of this 819-nucleotide messenger RNA. NCBI's taxonomy places the organism in Eukaryota, Oomycota, Peronosporomycetes, Peronosporales, Peronosporaceae. The record is from the annotation of a GenBank genome assembly.